Molecule: messenger RNA, 1106 nt
Organism: Linum trigynum
Lineage: Eukaryota; Viridiplantae; Streptophyta; Magnoliopsida; Malpighiales; Linaceae
Source: the annotation of a GenBank genome assembly
CACAAAAUUUGAUCUCCUGAUGAUGGCGACUUUGUGAUCUUGAUGGUGGCAUGACAAAAAUUGGUUGUUGAUUGAUCAAUGUGGUCGAGACCAUGACUGAUGAAGAAUAGGCAAGCUUUAGGAUGGAAGCCACGAACACAAGACAGGAGGGAUGAUGACAAUGUAAUUUCUUUACCCACCGGACUCCCACCAACCUUAGUUAACCCAACCGAACAACAUAAGCUUCUGGAAACUUGGCCGCAAAGAUGAGAAGAAUUCAGGACGACGACACUUCUUAUCCAACAGGACACGCCUAGCGAGGAUGCUAAUAUAAGGCGACAUCACAGAGAAAACCAGGCCACUGUUUGACGAUGAAACGAGAUGGAUUGCUAGUGAUGGAAGCAUGAUUUGUCGGCUGUAGUUAGUGCACUGAUUGACUUGAUUGGUCGGCGAUUAUGAACUGUCGUGAUUCUUGACAAGUUGAUUGAAGUCCCGUCGACAGUAAGAAACCUCCUUGACUUAAUGAAAUUGACUUCGACAGUAAGAAAACUCUUGGUACUGAAUUGGCCGCUGACGACGGCCUUCACUCGGAUUCUGUCGAUGAUGCCGGCCAACAACGACAAGGACGACGAUGGUGAAGUCGGACGAUGGGCGCGACACUCGAUUCACCAUCGGGGUCAGCGGCGCUCUAUGGUGAUGACGAUCGGUAAUAGGAGCACAGUCGAUGGCGAUGGCUUAGGACUGGAGAUCUCGUUAUCGAUGGCGGGAUGGACUUCGCCUAUGAUUGCGGAAGAAUCGACGGGACGCCAGCUUUGCCGGAUUUUGACAGACUCGACGGCGGAUCUGAAACACGAGCAUCGCUGAUGCAAGGCUGAGAUGACCGAAAACAAGCCUCAAUUGUGGGCCUUGACGGAGACUAGAAGAAACCGACUUCCGCGGCUUCUAUUCUUGCUUACCGCCGGACGAUUGCAAAGACGACAGACGUUGAACUGAUGACGUCGAUGUUGCCGGAGAGGCAACUGAUGCUGACUGCGGAAGCUCGAAACCCUAGACAAGGGAUCGAGUUUGCUCUGAUACCAUGUAGAAUUUGAUGAUGCGGAAAUACGAAAUAACACGAGAACACAAGA